AUGCAAUUUAACAAGAACGAUGUGUUUUGGGGCAAGAUCUAAGGCUACCCCUAUUGGCCAUGCACCAUAGCAUACGAUUAACCAGAUAAAUAAAAAUGCAGAGUCUUUUUCUUUGGAGACAAUCAGCAAGGUGAACUUAAAUAUCAAGAUCUUAAGCCUUUUGAAGAACACUUUGAACACUAUUGCAGUUAAGCCAAAAAGAAUAAUAACCUCAAGAUAUCUAUUGAAUAAGCCAUAAAUAAAGAAACCCAUAAACAUCUCCUACCAAUCUACGAAAAAAUCGUAAAAGGUACUAACCAUUCAAAAGUACAGGAAUCAAAACAAAGCAAAAACAAUCCAGAGAUUAAGAUUUAGUCAAUAAAACAAUCAUAACCAAAAAAAAUCGAAAUUUUCAUCCAAAAGCAUUUUAAAGAUGUCAAAGGCGAAGUUAUUCAAUAAAUUCUAGAGAAAUGCAAUAACAACGAUAAAAAAGUAGUCAAGGCUAUAAAAGCUUAUUCUUCAUUAUAAGCAGGAAUAGUAAACAAGAUAUUUAAUUUUGAGUCAUUCGAAAACUAUUACGAUUCCUCGAUCAAUAUUAUAAAGAAUGAAAAUUAUUCGAUGCUUACUUAAUUGCUUGAACCGAGUGAAAUUAAAAUAUUUUUUUGA
Paramecium tetraurelia is the source of this 645-nucleotide messenger RNA. RefSeq lists its product as uncharacterized. The transcript has 4 exons. Lineage: Eukaryota; Ciliophora; Oligohymenophorea; Peniculida; Parameciidae. The record is from RefSeq and is a predicted model, not a curated record.